Molecule: messenger RNA, 1632 nt
Organism: Musa acuminata AAA Group (dessert banana)
Lineage: Eukaryota; Viridiplantae; Streptophyta; Magnoliopsida; Zingiberales; Musaceae
Exons: 2
Coding region: 17-727 (236 amino acids)
Source: RefSeq, a predicted model, not a curated record
CUCCGCUACAAAUACCAUGCCGAGCGCCUCCAUGGGGUUUGCCAAAUUAGCUAGUCGGCGCCCCAAUACGUCGAGAACCCUAAUGGCGUGCUCUUCUAGAAGAUCCAACUCCGCCGUUCCACCGGUUUCGAGGCCCCUCCUACGAUCCGCAUCUCCCGCUGCGGUUGCAGGCGCCGCCCCCUUCUCUUCCUCCUACCGCUCCUCUGCCUCUUCUCCCUUCGCUUCCUCUUCCUCCGCCAACUCGUCCACCUUCUUCCAUCACCGCUCCGCCUCGCCUACCCGCGUUUACCUCGUCGGAUCCACGCCUUCCCCCAGAACCCCGUCCGUCCACUUCUCCCUCGAUCGAUCUACUUCCCCAGGCCGUUCCCUCGCCGUCGUCGACCGGCGCCGUCCCGCUUCCGCCUCGGCCGCCGCACCUGCCCGUCGCACCUGCAUGUGCUCUCCCACCACCCACCCCGGCUCCUUCCGCUGCAGCCUCCACAAGGGCCUCCGCUUUCCCCCUCACCACAACCAACACGCCGCUUCUUCGUCGCCGUCGAACCGCCUCAACGCCCGCCGUUCCGCGAUGACCAACUCGCUGGUCCGAAUCGGAGCCGUGGAGGGCGAGUGGGUGAAGCGCGCUCUUGCCUCCCUCAUCCGUCCGUCCUCGCACCAGCAGCGCCGGCGGGCCGACUUCCGUCCGCGUCUCAGUCGCCUCUCCGUCAUGUCCAGGGCCGACGAUGUCUAGAUCUCCGCCGUCUCAUCCGCCGAUCUCGAAACAGCGAAGUUUUGCGUUGCGUUGCCAACUCCACUUGCGUUCGUCGGUUUCUUCCCCGUCGUGCGUUCCGUUGCCAACCCAUUCGCUUUCCGUGGGGGUGAAGUAUUUUCAUUUUAUUCGUUUAAUUUAUUUGGUAUUCGUCCAUCUUAUGUAUAUAAUAUUAUAUAUAUAUAUAUAUAUGGUUGUGUUGGAAUUUGAUUUGUUGGACUGAUGCUUUCUUUCGUUGCAGGAAUGGCGGUCGCUUGGAGUGCACGAAACUUUUGUCGACUUCCGGAGUAAGUCUCAAAAGAAUCAAAUAAAGGAGAAGGGGAAACGUCCCUGGAAACUAGUCAAAUUGGGGAGUGGGCCAACUGCGAUGGGGAGAAACGCACUGUCGACAGCUGUACGCCAACUCAACUUCUAAAAACAAAGAAUUAUUAACCAUUUUCUUGAAAUAAUAAUCUAUGAAUUAAGAUGACAAGAUAUUUGAAAAUGUAAAAAAUAUCAGCCAAUUACUAAAACCUAAAAAAUGUUCGUAACAUUGCUAUGAAACCCCCCUAAUUAUGAUGAAAUUCAAAUCUGAUAUAUAAUUUAAUUCGAUCUAAAAAUUUAGAGAUCAAAAUAUCUUAAACCAAAAUGAGGGAUGUGUACAGCUGUGGCCAAAGAUUCCAAGGAAUAUUUAAUUAAUAAGAUUGAGAUUGAUGUGAUCAAAGACCAGUGGAUGAGAUUAAAUUGGACACACAUCCCUUCUAAUUCCUCAUCCACAGGAGUCAAUUUCUUUCUCUGACACUGCACGAAAAUAAAUGAAUAAACACACGGCCCAUAUCAUCAGUCGAUGAUAUCACAUCUCUUGUUUUCCCUAACAGUAUUAUAUAAUUAUUGUCUUCAAAUUUCAA